GUCGUUACAAAUCGGCUACCCGCAGCAAGUCGCUGCACUCUGGAGGACCUUCGUACUCGGCUACUGUCAGACAAACGACUAUUGGCCUCCAGGGUGUUCACGACUUAUGCUUCGGAACAAGGCUCUAGAUCUCUCCAUAAUAGCACUCAGCGCCCAGCGUCUUGCGUUGAACCGGGGCAACGCAGCCCUUCACAUCAUGAGUCUUACCGCUUACAACAAUAGCAUUAGUCUGUACAGGGGCACGGUGCAGAAAUCGUCUAACAGUGGUUUGGCUGCUAUGCUAGCUGUGAUUUCGACGGUGUACGCGCUGGUAGACUCCUGUCUGAAUCCGCCUGUAGACAUGGCGAAUUUCAGUUGGGGCUCGUCAGGCCAUUUUGACGGAGCUCUGGCCUUGAUGCGACAAAGUGGACCUACCCAGUUUUCAAAAGAUGGAUUUCAUUUAGUGUUCAAGAAGAUUCGGGAAAUGGGGUUUUUUCUUGCGUUGAGCAGACGUCAAAAAACAUUCUUGUCCAAAGAUGAAUGGAUGAGCAGUCCUUGGGCAGCGCAGCCUAAAACCUGGCGGGACAAGCUCUAUGACCUAGCGCUACGCUUCAGCGAGCUCGUGGUCAACGACGGGGGAGUAAAUGAAUCCCCUGAUUGCCUAGGCAUUUCACAAGAGCGGAUUGGCGAAGCAUUGGGGAUCGAGGCAGGCCUCGCCAGAUGGCGGUCUUUAUGGCUCAACGAGGCAUACCCGCAUCAGCAAAUCAGCUGCGAUUGCCAAUCUCCAGCCGCAUUUUCGUGCAUUUGUUCUGUACUACUGCUUGAGUUUCCAAGCAACGACUUUGCGCUGCUGCAAAUCGAAUGCUGGUCACUGCAGCUUCUGAUCAGUACUACACUAAGCAGGCUCUCAGGGCCGGAGCUUGACCUCACUAGUUCAUGGAUUAAGAUGUUACCCACACGGUCAUCUCAGAUUGCCUCUUAUAUGGAAACGGCAUCGGCACUUCCUGCUCUCCGAUCUACCUCGCACAUGACUUCUGGCGUAACCGAAGGAUUUUGUCGCAAUAUCUUUCCGUAUUGGAUCCUCAAAAAGUACCAAGCAGACGCCAUUAGAGCAUCACCACCCAACUUGCAGCAUCAGAUUGCAACGAAGUAAGGAUUUCAACCCGCCAAAUAGUAUCCGUUGGGCUCUACACAGUCCCACAAAAAGGCUUCGCAGCCGAUUAAACGCGCUCUUUCCCUCAAAACGAGUCUGGCAAAGGACACGCCUCGAUUCGGUCCGGCCAAGUAUGGCCCUCCAACGAAAACCCCUCGAGGUAUCUCUGCCCAACCGCACCCACGAAAUUGUCAUACGUAGUCUCCGGCUUCGACCUACAAAAUCCACACAAAAUCUCCUUGAUCCCAGCAAUCAUCUUCAACCGCGGAUACUCUUUCACGAUGCCGUCAUACUCAGCCCACGUCAACGACCCCUCCG
Mytilinidion resinicola is the source of this 1450-nucleotide messenger RNA. RefSeq lists its product as uncharacterized. Lineage: Eukaryota; Fungi; Ascomycota; Dothideomycetes; Mytilinidiales; Mytilinidiaceae. The coding region runs from base 107 to 1132 and encodes 341 amino acids. The record is from RefSeq and is a predicted model, not a curated record. The transcript has 2 exons.